AUGGAAAAUAUGACAUUUAUAGAAAAAUGUAUUUUUGUUGCUAUGUUCAGCAUUUUCGGGGUACUUCUUGGUUAUGAUUCAGGAAAUAUGUGUUUGAUUUAUCUUGAUUUUGCAGCUUAUUUCAAAAACAAAGAAAAGUUCUUAAAAGAAUUGAUACUUUCCUUCUCCGUUGGAUCGAUUGUGGGGGGAGCCAUUUUCUGUACAGCAAGACUCAGGAAACUAAUUGUGCUACUUCUUCUUCUUAUUGCUGACGUAUCAGCUAUUAUUGGUUGCUUGGGAAUGUCCUACUCUGCCAGUUCAACACAAAUUUACAUUGGAAGAGGCAUUUUCGGAGUUGGGAUUUCUUUGAUGAGCAUAUCCAUGCCCAUUAUAAUAAUUCAGAUAUGGCCUACAAAAUGUAAGAUUGUAGCUACCACUGGCCUUGCUUAUCAGAUAGGCUUAGUGGCAUCGCAAUUACUAGUUGCUGGGGAUGGUUGGAGAUCAUUAGUGAACUCCUACAUCUGGCUUUUACUUCCACAUUUGCUGUUGCUUGUCUUUGUUUUGUGCUUUAUGCAUAAGGGAGUUGGCCAAUCGCAGUCUGAGUCUCGGGUUGAUGGUGUUUUUCAAAAUUGUAAAGGACUCGUUGCAUCAGUAAUUGUGCAGUUGUCCGCCUCUGUACUUGGUGUGAAGGACUUCACCAAACUCACCUCUAUCUUGGCCAACGCAGAUCUAUCUGACUACGUUACUGCUUCAUCACUCUUGGGCUCAAUAGUCAGUGUAUUUUUGGUUGUCAAGUUAAAGCGCAAGGUACUGUUGGUAACUUCACUCUUACUCAUGACUGUCGAAUUGGCCUUAAUGGGGUUUUUGGUUCCUAACAGUGGACCUACUCUGACAAAGGUGAUGGUAUGCUCUUACAUUUUUACGCUAUGUUCGGUCAUGUCUGGAUUGCCUUCAGUUUACACGUUUGAAGCAUUUCCGAAAGAAUAUCGGGGGGUUGGCUUCGCUAUCGUUUGUCUACUAACAGAGAUAUUGCAAGUAGUAAUAUUCAUUGGUCUCGAUAUGCUGACCAUUGAUAUGGGAUUUCAGGGUUCUAUCUAUGCCUAUGCCGUGCUUAGUCUGGUGGGGCUCGUUCUAACCCAUUUUUUCGUCUUUGAGACAAAAACAACCUGA
This is a messenger RNA of Quercus lobata, 1149 nucleotides long. RefSeq lists its product as uncharacterized. The coding region runs from base 1 to 1149 and encodes 382 amino acids. The transcript has 3 exons. Gene Ontology annotation, molecular function: transmembrane transporter activity. Gene Ontology annotation, cellular component: membrane. Gene Ontology annotation, biological process: transmembrane transport. The record is from RefSeq and is a predicted model, not a curated record. NCBI's taxonomy places the organism in Eukaryota, Viridiplantae, Streptophyta, Magnoliopsida, Fagales, Fagaceae.